UCUCCACGGAAAGCACCGUCUCCUGGGGCGCCUGUCUGACACGCGUUAUGUGCUCGAUGCCAGGAUUUUCGUCGCAGCUGGCCGGAUGACAACGACGUAACAUCAUGGCGGAUAACGAUAAGAAGCCGAUGUCACGUUUAAUGAAACUCGCCAACAAGUUCAAUUGCUUCUACCUGUCAGGUUUACAUGCAGGAGAAUGCAGAGCUUUUGUUGUCGAUGGACAGCAAAUUGGACUUGUUCGUCCGGAUGUGAUGAAGGAAAUAUUAAAUCAUCCUCAAGUAUUUCAAGUACAUCCCGAAUAUGUGCAAUUAAAUCCAGCCUUUCGGGAUUAUGCUGAAAGAAGUGCACGCGUCGAUGAAGUAUUAAGGGAAUGGAUGGCUGGUGGGAAGUUUGUAACAUUACGAGGCUGGAGAGAGGAAUGUUAUGAAGUGCGUGCACAAUUUAAUACGCUACCAUUGUUUAAGAUGGAUCGUUCGGCUACAUGUCUAUUUGGAAUUCGGAAAUACGGAGUGGAUAUAAACGGCUAUGUAAUGGAUCCUGUCAAGGGCUUGUCAAUAUGGUUACAAAAGCGUAGUCCGAAUAAACAGACAUGGCCGGCAUAUUGGGAUAGUAUGGUGAGUGGUGGAUUGAGUGUUGGUUAUGGUAUAAAUGAAACCGCGAUAAAAGAAGCUGGCGAAGAAGCUGGUAUACCGAAUCAUCUCAUUGCUAAGCUUAAGAGCGCUGGCUGCGUAUCGUUCUUCUUUGAAAGUGAGAGGGGUCUGUUUCCCAACACGGAAUUUGUAUAUGAUCUUGAACUGCCGCCCGACUUUGUACCGAACAAUAGUGAUGGAGAAGUAGAGACCUUCGAAUUACUCCCCGUUAGUGAAUGUUUAGAGAGGAUACUUUCCCCACAUUUCAAAACCACUUCUGUACCAGUUGCCCUUGACUUCUUAAUUAGACACGGAUACAUUACAGCAGAGAACGAGCCUAACUUUAUACAGAUUGUGGAGUUACUUCAUGUACCUCUGCAAACUAUGUACAAUCAUCGACACAAAGCUAGUAAUAGAAUGGCUAAUGGCGAAGCGAUCGAUGCUUUAGAAAAAGUUUAAGUUUCGCUAGGCUUUUAAUUUAUACUGUGCUAAUGGCUAUGAAUUGAAUGAAAUGAAUGAUGUUCCUUUUCUAUGUUUCUUCAUUGGACAAGUAUUGAAAAAUCUCAUAUUACAUACAGUUGUACACAUGUAAGACGUAAAGAGCUUUUUAUAAUUGAUAAAGAUCAUAAUUUAUAAAGAGGACUACAUGGAUUUAUAGAUAAAACACACUUCUAUUGAGUUGGCCAUAUUUUCUGCAUUCAUUUUAAUUGCGUAUAUUGAAUUA
Atta colombica is the source of this 1353-nucleotide messenger RNA. RefSeq lists its product as uncharacterized. Gene Ontology annotation, molecular function: 8-oxo-dGDP phosphatase activity. The record is from RefSeq and is a predicted model, not a curated record. NCBI's taxonomy places the organism in Eukaryota, Metazoa, Arthropoda, Insecta, Hymenoptera, Formicidae. The transcript has 5 exons. The coding region runs from base 105 to 1088 and encodes 327 amino acids.